Messenger RNA from Sitodiplosis mosellana (orange wheat blossom midge), 773 nucleotides. RefSeq lists its product as uncharacterized. The transcript is spliced from 2 exons. Bases 196 to 747 code for a protein of 183 amino acids. The record is from RefSeq and is a predicted model, not a curated record. Lineage: Eukaryota; Metazoa; Arthropoda; Insecta; Diptera; Cecidomyiidae.
UGCUGGUAAGAAUUUACGAUUGAAUUUUUGUUUCUUUGGAAAAAAUUGAAUGUUUUUGUUGUUGCUCAACAGGCAAAUCGCAAACGAUGCAUCAUUAACAUUGGAGCUUCCCAACCACCUGCAAAUUCACCAAUUAAGAUCAAGAAACAUGUUCGAUGCCCGGGCGUGCGGAAAUUGGUGAAGAGUUUCAAGAAAAUGGAAGGCAAUGUCAUACGAUUUGUGAACGAAGCCAGAUCAUCACGAUUGUGUGCCAGAUGUUUCGAACCGUUUGCAUUGAGUACAUUGAACGAUCGUGUCAAGGUGUGUGAAUGGUGCAUGCCCGCUCAAGAUGAUUGGCCGGAUGGAAUGAAGCUACCAGAGAAAAUUGUGGUGGCAAAGAGCAAGCGGAAGUUGCGAUCAGAGCGACGACUACAACCCCGUGGUUUUGUGUCUAAGGUGAUUUGCUACCGUAAAAACUGGCAACAAAACGCGGCAAACGGUAUGGAUGACAAUGUUGAAGAGCGCAGAGGUGUAAUCAUUCACGACGCUGAACUCGGUAUCAUCGAGUACACAGAUGAAUUUGUGCCCGAAGACCCCGUUGACGACUCUCCAGUACUGAAGACAGUUUGGCAACGUGACAUUUCGGCUGCAAAAUUGAUCUUGUACAGAGGGCAUUGCGAACUCUUUGGACAUCGGCUGCAUGAUGCGUUCACACGUCAACACCUCAUGUAUCCAACUCGAUUCCGAGUCAACUUCAACAUUCAUUAAUAUCAAUAGAGCCGCAAAUUUUUCAA